Acanthosepion pharaonis is the source of this 1020-nucleotide messenger RNA. The record is from the annotation of a GenBank genome assembly. NCBI's taxonomy places the organism in Eukaryota, Metazoa, Mollusca, Cephalopoda, Sepiida, Sepiidae.
AUGGAUGACAAGCAACGCCGGUAUGAAAAGAUUGAAUUCUUAGGAGAAGGACAGUUUGCUACUGUCUAUAAAGCCAGAGAUCUACAAGAUGAUAAAAUUGUUGCUGUUAAAAAGAUAAAAAUUGGUACCCGAGCUGAAGCUGCUGAUGGUAUUAACCGUACUGCUUUGCGAGAAAUCAAGUUAUUACAAGAAAUUAGUCAUCCUAAUAUCAUUGGACUUUUGAAUGUAUUUGGGCAUAAAUCAAAUGUGAGUCUUGUAUUUGACUUCAUGGAAACAGAUCUUGAGAUCAUCAUAAAAGAUAAUAGUAUUGUGCUGACUGCAGCCCACAUAAAGUCCUACAUUUUACAGACUUUACAAGGGCUACAUUACCUCCAUGCACACUGGAUACUUCACAGGGAUCUGAAACCUAAUAAUCUGUUAAUCAAUGACAAAGGUAUCCUCAAGUUGGGAGAUUUUGGUUUGGCCAAAUUUUAUGGCUCCCCAAACAGAAUUUAUACUCAUCAGGUUGUUACUAGAUGGUACCGUUGUCCGGAGUUGUUAUUUGGUGCUAAAAAUUAUAGCACUGGUGUUGAUACCUGGGCUGUAGGUUGUAUUCUUGCAGAAUUAUUACUUCGAGUGCCAUUUUUUCCUGGUGAAUCAGAUCUUGACCAACUGACUCGUAUUUUUCAAGCUUUAGGAACACCUACGGAAGAGACAUGGCUUGGUAUGCAGGACCUUCCUGACUAUAUUCAGUUUAAAGUGUUUCCACCAAACCCUUUAAGUUGUAUUUUUACUGCUGCCUCUGAUGAUUUGUUAGAUGUUAUGGCUUUUCUUCUGAGCAUGGAUCCUCUAAAAAGAUGUACAACUGAAGAGGCUCUCAAAAUGCCAUAUUUCAGUAACAAACCAGCCCCCAGUUUAGGUUCACAGCUACCCAUGCCUAGUUUCAAGUCAGACAGGGAUGAUUCUACCUUUAAAAGAACAAUGAAAAGAAAACUGAGUGAUAACACAAGAGGUUCUCUUGCAAAGCGACUUGUUUUCUAA